AUGUCGUUGGAUGAGGACUUCUGUUUUCCUUUCCCAAGAAUCAGUCUCCGAGCCGCCGAAACGACUUUAAUUGUUCAACAAGUGUGGCUUCUGGGCACAAGAGAUGUCAAACGAGCAAUAAAGCGGCAGCACAAACCCAAUGCUAGAACUGCAUCCCUGGUCUCCACCUGCCAGGCCCUCAGAAAAUAUCGCUACUGGCCCCUGAGGAAACGCAAAGCCUUGGCCAAGAACAAUAUACUGAAGAACUAUGCGCACUGUAUGGCAAGCAAGCUCACUGCUCGUGCUUUGGCUAUGCUUUCCCUUCUUGCCUGGCAUUUUGACUCGAAAAUGGUGCCUCUCCCCCGGAGGCUUCUCAUAUUCUUCGCCGACCCCUACAAAAAGUUUGACACAGUGUGCCGAUCUAUCCACCUCAGCUACACGAAGAUGUAUGGACCGGAUACGUUGGUAAACUUCUCGAGAAGAUUGAGGAAACUGUUAGGGCUAUUGGAAUGGCACGUGAUCAAAGGCGACGCGGUCUUGUAUACAUAG
Messenger RNA from Penicillium concentricum, 528 nucleotides. RefSeq lists its product as uncharacterized. Bases 1 to 528 code for a protein of 175 amino acids. Lineage: Eukaryota; Fungi; Ascomycota; Eurotiomycetes; Eurotiales; Aspergillaceae. The record is from RefSeq and is a predicted model, not a curated record. The transcript has 2 exons.